Triplophysa rosa is the source of this 1825-nucleotide messenger RNA. Its product is annotated as histone PARylation factor 1. NCBI's taxonomy places the organism in Eukaryota, Metazoa, Chordata, Actinopteri, Cypriniformes, Nemacheilidae. Gene Ontology annotation, molecular function: histone binding; poly-ADP-D-ribose binding. Bases 51 to 1094 code for a protein of 347 amino acids. Gene Ontology annotation, cellular component: nucleus. Gene Ontology annotation, biological process: DNA damage response; regulation of protein ADP-ribosylation. The record is from RefSeq and is a predicted model, not a curated record. The transcript is spliced from 8 exons.
UACUGGCUGCAUCAGUCGGAUCUCGGAAACUCGGCGUGAAAAAAAUCAGGAUGGCUGGACGCGGGAAAAGAAAACCCAAAUCUUUGCCGCAGACAGAAACACUAAAUGGAGAUGUAAAAAAGGCAAAAGAAGACCAGAUGGAUGGAAAGAUAGAAGAAGAGAUGAGAGAGGAAGUGGAGAGGUUGUACAAACUACGUAUGCCUGAGGAUUUCUACCAGUUUUGGGAAUUUUGCAAAGGGCUUCGUGCAGAGUGUCCACAAGAUGCUCUAAAGGAAGCGCUUGGGCUCCAGUUAGUCGGCCCAUUUGAUAUCCUGGCCAAGAAGCACAAAAGCUCAUCUCCCUCUCAGCCCAAUUUCCAUCUGCAUUGCCGUUAUUUUUAUGAUCCCCCAGAAUUCCAGACAAUCAUAAAGGGAAACGCAGAUACACAGCACCACAUGGGCUACUUCCGAGAUUUGCAUGAUGCUUUGCCUGUGUUCAUUGGAGAGAAUGAAGCCAAGAAGGGCUAUACGAUCACACAGAUGGGUGACAACAUAUUUUCCGCAGUUCUGCUGUUUUUGCAGAAGAAAAGAAAGGAGAGGGGAUACCAGAAGGAUGAGGCUGCUUUGGACAGGUUAGGAAAAGAUUUGAAACGAGAGGCAGAGAGGCUGGGUUUGCCUCUGGACCAAAAAACUAAAGCGAUGAAGCAAAGAGAGAAAAAGGUGGUCACAAAGACAUUUCAUGGAGCAGGAAUUGUGGUUCCAAUAGAUAAAAAUGACGUCGGAUACAGAGAAUUACCAGAAACUGAUGCGAGUCUGAAAAAGAUUUGCAAAGCAAUAGCAGAGGCCAAAAAUGAUGAGGAGAGGAUGAAAGCUUUCGCACCCAUUCAGGAAAUGAUUACAUUUGUUCAGUUUGCCAAUGAUGAAUGUGACUACGGCAUGGGCUAUGAGCUUGGCAUCGACCUGUUUUGCUACGGCUCUCAUUAUUUCUAUAAAGUGGUACGUCAGCUGCUCCCCAUGGCUUACAAUCUGUUGAAGAGAGGUCUGUUCGGUGAGAUACUGGAGGCACAUCUCACCAGUCGUUCCCACGACAACCUUGACCAGCUCGCCUCUGUCUGAUGUAUUGCGAGAAGAUGAUAGGCUGUGCUCAGAAUGACUUGCGGUAAAACAUGGUGGGAUGGCGACUGGGACAGAUUACACUUCUAAAUUCUUCUGUCGUUACGCUGUUAUCUUUUGUUGAAAAUGCUUUAAAACCCAAGACUAUGUGUAGAAGCCUUAUUUUCUUAAACCUACAAAUUAUUUUUAGUUCUAUAAAAGAUGUGACAGCUGGUUAGGUAUUCAAUACAAGCGUCAAGUUAAAUUUUGUUUAAAUUAAGUGGGAAAUAUUUAUUUCUACUGUUAAACCAUUUCACCAUAGAGAAAUGAAUUACGACUCAUGGGUGUUCAGUUGUUACAUGAUUUAUUUAAGAGUCCGCUUUCUGCAUUUCCAUUAACAUUUAGCGUAACCCAGUUGCUUCAAGAAAAAGGGUGUUACGCCUAAAGGUUUAUCUGUGAGGUCCAGAUAUCUGGAGUCAUUGGCAUCUUGGCUGUGGUUUAAAUUCAUUCAGUGUCAUAUCGGUUUGGUUCAGGGUUAAUAAAUAGGCAUACAAAAUGAAGAAUGUAUGGUUCAUGUAUUAAAUAUCUUUUUGAUUCUUGGCCCUGUAGUAAUUAUUGCUUAUGAUUGUUAAGGUACCCAAAGUAUGAGUGUGUUUGGAGUUUUUUGUUAAAGUGUGUCUUUGUUCGCUAUUGUUAUGAUAAUUCUCUUAUUGUUGCCUAGUACUUAUAUCAUUCCUUGUUUUAAAGUACAUGUU